UGCAUCUCACCAGCAUGCAACACACACUUCUGCUACCGCUGCGGCGAGUCCAUCGUGCAGUCCGCGCGCCGGCAGACGGUCAGCCAGGCGGUCUCAAGGCAUUAUACGCGGUGUCAGCUGUUUGAGAUACCCGGGAAUGCCGCUUAG
Peniophora sp. CBMAI 1063 is the source of this 147-nucleotide messenger RNA. The record is from the annotation of a GenBank genome assembly. NCBI's taxonomy places the organism in Eukaryota, Fungi, Basidiomycota, Agaricomycetes, Russulales, Peniophoraceae.